AUGGGAGAAAAGGAUGAUACAAAUCAAGCAUUAUUGCUUCAAGAUAACCCAGAAGAAGUGAAAGAGAUUGUUGAGGAAAUCACGCAAAAGAAAUCGAAAUAUCAAAAGAUUCCUUUUCUUCAUAAAAUGUAUUGGUUUUUUUAUAGAAAACCGAAGUAUUUUUUGGUUUUUAUUCCAUCAUUUGUUGUAGGAUAUACAGCUAUUCAGUCAAAUUUAUACGCCGGUAAAAUCAUUGAUUCGUUAUUAACAGAUGAUCCAAUUCCUUUGAUCAAGAAGUAUUCAUUAUACAUGUUUAUUAUGGCUAUCACUAAUUCAAUAUUAAAUCUCGUUAAUAAUACAUUUUGGAAUCAAAUUGGUUCGAUUAUUAACUGCAAAGUUAAACGAGUUAUAUUUAAAAAGUACAUGCAAAGUGAUGUUACUUAUUUUGACAAAACAUCUAUUGGAGAUUCUUUAAAUUUACUAAAUGAGGAUGCUGGGCAAGUUUCUUCUGUCUUUAAUUUCUCGAAAUACACGCAAUUGCGAAACAUAGGUCAAUUGAUAUCAUCUAUAAUUGUCGGAUUUACAAUUAGUGCACCAAUUACUUGUUUUUCAUUAUUUAUUACACUUUUUAACGCCGUAAUACUUCGAGCAAUCAAAAACUACGCUGUUAGCAAUAUGAGAGCUAAAUCAAAGGUAAAUGCUAAAGCUUUAACAGUAGCUCUUGAAUCAAUGUCAAAUCCAAGAGUAAUUUAUUCAUAUAACCAAGAGAAAAACGAGUACGAGAAAUACUACAACAUUGUCAGCCGUUCCUGCCAUUUAGAAAGAGUUUCUCAUGGAAUAUUUUCUUUAUCAUUCCGAGGUGGUCAUAUGUUGAACCAAGGAACAUGGUCGGUCGUUCUAUCGUUUGACGGAUUUUUAAUUUUACGCAAUAAAAUCUCUGCUGGAGAUUUAUUUGCGAUUUUACGAAUUGUCAAUUUGUUUUCUUUCCUUCUAGGCAUGCUUUUAGCAACUGCCAAUCGUGAAGCAAGAAGUAUUGAAGCUGCCGAUCGUAUUUUUGAGUUACUUGAAAAUAAUGAAUCUGUAGAUUUGACAAGUGGCUACGAACCAUCGGAAUUGAAAGGAAAUAUUGAGUUUAGAAAUGUUUGGUUCAAGUAUCCAACAAGAGAUCAGUGGGUAUUGAAGAAUGUUUCAUUCAAAAUCAAAACAGGAGACAUCGUUGCAUUUGUUGGUCACAGUGGAUGUGGUAAGAGUACUAUUGUUCAGUUGUUAUUACGAUUUUACGAUGUUAAUGAAGGCAGUAUUUUCAUUGAUGAUGUCAAUAUCAAAGAAUACUCAGCAUCAUUCCUUCACAGGAACAUCGGUGUUGUUCAACAAGACAGCAGUUUGUUUACACUUAGUGUUCGUGACAACAUUCUUUAUGGGAAACCAGACAGCAGCAAGGAAGAAGUCGAGAAAGCAGCUAAGAUUGCAUUUGCACACAACUUCAUCAUGAAACUUCCACAACAAUACGACUCUAAAGUUGGUGAGAAAGGCACAACACUUAGUGGUGGACAACGUCAACGAAUUGCUAUUGCACGUGCAGUUCUUAAGAAUCCAUCAGUUCUCAUCACAGACGAAGCAACAGCAGCACUCGACUCAGUUAGUGAGAAGAAAGUUGAGAAAGCACUUCGUGCAGUUAUGUCCGAACGAACAUCAAUCAUCAUUGCACACCGCCUUGGUACUAUCCGAUGUGCAUCACACAUCUUUGUUUUUGAUGAUGGUGAACUUGUUGAAGAAGGCAGUCACGACGAACUUAUUUCCAAACGCGGAAUUUACUAUGAACUUGUAAAGAUACAAUUAAAUGCAUAA
Messenger RNA from Trichomonas vaginalis G3, 1827 nucleotides. Its product is annotated as ATP-binding cassette sub-family B family. The transcript has a single exon. Bases 1 to 1827 code for a protein of 608 amino acids. Gene Ontology annotation, biological process: transmembrane transport. Gene Ontology annotation, molecular function: ATP hydrolysis activity; ATP binding; ABC-type oligopeptide transporter activity. The record is from RefSeq and is a predicted model, not a curated record. Gene Ontology annotation, cellular component: membrane. Lineage: Eukaryota; Parabasalia; Trichomonadida; Trichomonadidae.